This is a messenger RNA of Sceloporus undulatus (fence lizard), 1445 nucleotides long. Its product is annotated as SCAN domain-containing protein 3-like. The coding region runs from base 321 to 1295 and encodes 324 amino acids. Lineage: Eukaryota; Metazoa; Chordata; Lepidosauria; Squamata; Phrynosomatidae. The transcript has 2 exons. The record is from RefSeq and is a predicted model, not a curated record.
AAAACCCUUGCGUGCUAUUAUUUUAGAGUUUUCCUGGCUUCCUGUGUGACCCUCUGGAUGUCUAGAGGCCCCCACUGAGACAGCCCCCCGCAUGGCAUGAAAUUAAGCAUCUGACUAUCUGUGAUCAGUUGCCUCUUGUCAAGUCAACGUCUUGAUCUGUAUAGCCUUUGACCCCCUACUAAAUCAAGGUCCUGAUCUGGAUUGCCCAGAAGAUUAUGGAAUGGUGAAGGCAGCCAUUUUGCGAGGGUAAGCUUUCAGCUGGGAGAAGAAGCAGCAACAGGCAACGGGGUCUUUUCCUUCAACGUCUUCAAGUCAUUAAAAUGAAGGAAGAACCAGAAAGCUCAGUCCUUGAACCUGGGAUAGGAGGCGAAGGAUCGGAAGAAGCGCCACAAAUCAUUCAGGCUGGGAGUAUCAAAGAACUCCUCCACAGGACCUCCAAAAAGCAGUUUACCCAGGUUCCAGGCAAGGGGCUGCUUGAGGAGUGGGAGAACCAGUGGCAGGAGUUCUUGGAGACGCUGGAGUCUCCCAGCUUGGACUCUGGUGACCCACAGCCUCCACAGGCAGAGCCCAGCCCAUGGGAUGACGCCAAGGCCUUCCUGGCCUCCUUCGAGCAAGUGGCUGAGGCCUGCCGGUGGCCCAAAGAAGAGUGGGUGAGCCGACUAGUGCCAGCUCUCAGUGGCGAAGCCAAGCAGCUCUUUAAAGGCUUGAAGGCCAGGGACAAAGAUGAUUAUGGGAAGGUGAAGGUGGCCAUUUUGCGAGGGGACACUUUCAACAGGGAGAAGAAGCGACAACAGUUCCGGCAUUUCAACUACCAGCAGGCCAAAGGUCCGAGAGGAGUUUACAGCCGCCUCCAGGAGCUUUGCAACCAGUGGCUGAAGGUCGAGAAACACUCCAAGGAGCAGAUCCUAGAGCAACUGGUGCUGGAGCAGUUCCUGGCCGUCCUGCCACCAAAAAUCCAGAAAUGGGUCAGAGAACUUGUCCCAGAGUCAUGCACUGAAGCAGUGGCCCUGACGGAGGAGUUUCUGCUCAUGCAGAAAGAGGCUAAGAAACAGAAACAGCAGCCCAAAGCAGCAAGCAUGAAUAUACCUGAAGGAGAAAGUGGACCCCCUAUUUCAGAGCAGAUAGAGAGUUGCAAACAGGACAAUAGAAGAAUCAGCAAGCCUGACAAUGUUAAUGCUGUGCAGGGUAAGUUUCCAUUUUGUUUAUUCCGUAAUAGCCAACCUGUCUUUUUAUAUAUUCCCAUAGUUCCUUGUUAUCUGCUGAAGAUUGGUUCCGGACCCCCUCCCCCCGCAUAAGCCAAAAAACAAGUAUGCUCGAGCCCCAGUGACUUGAAUGUGGCUCAUGCAUGCAGUGGUGGCGUGGUGGUGCAUGCCACAGGUAUGCACCCCAUACAUUUGAAUGUGACGCGCUGCCCCGCACGACUCUCCACAGGUUUGAGAGUAUGC